This is a messenger RNA of Didymodactylos carnosus, 4905 nucleotides long. The record is from the annotation of a GenBank genome assembly. Lineage: Eukaryota; Metazoa; Rotifera; Eurotatoria; Philodinida; Philodinidae.
AUGAAAGAAGUGGGUAAUGGAUAUGUUUGUCCUAACGAUCGUCAACUCCAGUUACGUGCAAAACUCAAUUCUGGCUGGUCCUUUCAUACAUCUCGCACGAAUACAAAUCGUAGUGUUCCCACCGCGAUGAGAUUAAAUAAUCAACAAACAUUUAAAGAUGAAGAAGUAGAAAGAAUCAAAAAAGUAAUCGAACGAGCACAACGAAUAGAUAUGAUCGAGCAGCAACGUGUCGGAAAACUAAUUGAUCGUCUAGAUAAUAUGAAGAAACAUGCAGCUGGAAAUGGAUCUACACAAUGUGUUUUAUGUGCAGAUAGCUUUGGAAUGUUAGGAGCUUCGUCGGUGGCGUGUACUGACUGUCAUAAAAGUGUUUGUAAUAAAUGCAGUAUUGAAACAAUGAACCCAGCAAAUCAACAGACUGUCUCGUUAUGUAAAAUCUGUAGCGAAAAUCGUGAACUAUGGAAAAAAUCUGGCGCUUGGUUUUUUCGUUCCUUACCACCUUAUGUUCUUCCAUCAAGUGUCAAACAGCCUUCUCCAGUAGCAUCAAAUUUCACGAAAAGCGAUCAGAAUUCGUCAGAUGAUGAUAGUAGUUCUGAUGAACAUCAACAUCGUCUGUCCAAUAAUAAAUUUACUCAUCAACAAUCGCCAACUUAUGCUACAACAACUAUGAGUCUGCCUCAACAACAGUCUGAGCAACAUCAACAAUUAGAAAGUGCUUCUUCGAUGCCGACAACAAAUGAGAAUAGUAUGGACUCAUUUAAAUUAGAUGGAGACAGGAGUAAAUUAUCAAUUGACGAUUAUAUUCCAAAAUCACAAACAAAAUCUGCUUUUGUAACAACAACUGUAAAUAGUAAUAAUAAUAUUAGCAGCAAUUCGUCUCCUGUUCUAAAUACAUCGCCAAUUAGUGAAAACUGUGGCUAUGGUUCACUCGAAUUUGAAUUGUUAUAUAAAGAUAGUUUGAACAUCUUAACAAUACGUUUAAUUAGAGGAAAAAAUCUAUCUUCCUGUGAUUCAAAUGGACUCAGUGAUCCAUACGUGAAAAUUCAUUUGGUUCCUGGAGUAGCUAAAGCAACGAAAUUACGGAGUAACACAAUACGUCGUACAUUAAAUCCAGAGUUCGAUGAAACAUUAGUGUAUCAUGGCGUCACAGUUGAGGAUAUGAAAACAAAAACACUCAAAUUAACCGUGCUUGAUGAAGAUUCUAUUGGUGCUGAUUUUAUUGGUGAAUAUCGUUUGAAAUUAUCAUCAAUUAAAACAGAUACGAAAGAAUCAUUUUCUGUUUAUUUGCAUAACAAAACAGAAGAUGCUGAAUUACCUGGUGAUGAAGAUAAAACUGAACGUGGUAAAUUAUUAAUUGGUUUACUGUAUUCUAAAUCGACGAAUGAUUUUCAUGUUAAAUGUAUUCGUGGUAGUCAGUUAUUACCUAUGGAUUUCGGCAAAACUUCAGAUCCAUAUAUCAAAUUAUCGUUAUAUCCAGUACCACCUGAUUCCAAAAUUGGAGAUAAAUGGCAUUUUAAAACAUCUUGCAUUAGAAAAACAUUACAUCCAACUUUUAAUGAAGAAUUUGUUUUUCAUCAAAUACAAUUGAAAGAUUUAAUUAGUAAAACGUUACAAGUCACUGUGUAUGACAAAGAUGUGGGCAAGAAAGAUGACUAUAUAGGUGGAUUUGAACUUGGCCAAAAUGGUUCUGGCGAUGAAUUAGGACAUUGGUUGACAAUGGUUAAAUCACCAAAUCAAUGGACUGAGAUGUGGCAUAAAUUAAAGCCCGAUCAUUUUAAUCAUUCUGACUUAGACUCAUCCAUUGCGUCUAAAUAUAAAUAAUAUACUGAUUUUAUUUUUAUCUUUUUCUUUCCUUGUUACUGUUAUUUAUGUUUAUGAAACUAUUUUCUUUAAGAUUUGUAUACGCAAAAACAAACAAACACCAUGAAACUUGUUCGAUAAUUUUUUCUUAAUCUUCCUUGGCAUUUUGUGCCUUAUUGUUGAUUACAUAAGCGUGUAUAGGUAAACAGGGACAUCGUUUCUGUCUUCCUUGUUUGUUUAUCGAACCCAUUUUCUUUUUUCUUUUUGUGUCGAUAAUCUCAACCAUUUGCUCAUCUAACUUUUUCUUUGAUAAUGUAUAUGUGUCUGUGUUACGUACGUAUCAAAAUCAAAGAACAUAUGUGUGUAUGAGUUUGUUCUGAAAAAAAAUCUGAAACAAACAAAAUAAUUUCAGCAGUGAAAAUCAACAGUGAUUGUAAACAUAAUAUUUUGUUCAUAUUUAUUUUUCUUGUCUUUUUUUUUCUUCUUCUUGUUGUGAAUUUUGUUAUAUGUUUCAUUUUUAUAUCUGUAUAAAAAAAUGAGGUAUUACUUUACAGAUGCUAAAAUAGUUCUAUAGUAUUUUUUGUGUUUCUUCCAAAACAAAUGUGUGUGAAAAUAAUGAUAGUACAGUGCGAAAAAAAAUAAAUAAAAAACUUUUUUGAAUAAAUCAGUUGAAUAUUUUAAUAAUGUCUUAGGAUAGCUACAAGUUUUCUAGGCAGGGAUUUGAUCGGUACUCUGUUUAGUUGCAUAAGAUAAAGAUUCUAUGAGUUGAGAAUCACAAUAGUUUUCACUAUAAUGUCUUCCCAAGAAAGUUAAAAAUUUCUUGAUCAAUUUUGAAUAUGAAAAUUAAUAUAUCCAGUAAGAUUCUAAUAGUUGUCGACGUGUAUUCGAGAUAUCUAAAGAUAAACCUAGUCAAUUAAUGGUUCCGAGCUCGACGAGUGAUCAAUGUAAUUCCUUAUUGUUAUUCUAAGUAUUUGCACUGAUAAUAAUCCAAUUUCGACUUUGCUCAUCUGAGAACGAACUAGCACUAGAGUUAUGCUACACAAUUAUUCAUGCUGAAACUUAAUCAUUGAAGAAAAGUUAGCGUAAUUAAGGCUCCCUCUCAGAAAUGGUGAUUUUCAGUCAAAAAAUCGGUUUUGAGAUACGCACUAGCCUGAAGUGUCUACUUUCAGAAUCUGUAUCGCUUUUGGUUACAAAAGUGGUUUUCCACGGAUUUUGAGUUUAAAAGAGGAAAAGAAACUACAUGGUCUGACAAGCGUCGAUUUUUGAAUCAGAUCUUAAUUUUUUGUCAAACUGAGGAUUUUCAGAAAACCCGGAAGGCGUUUUUGAGUUUUGGAGAUUGGUGGUUGCCUGGAAAACCAACAAAGGUUUAAUUGAAAAAUCGGUGCCGGUCAGUCCAUGUAGUUAGGUGUCUAGUUUAAAAUAAAACAAACCCGGACUCUCCAGCUUUGAAGUAUAUUAAAAACUUCAGAGGUCUUUUUGGAACUUGAUCUCUGGAAAACUCCUGAAUCAUUAGACUUGGAGACAAAAAAUUUUUUUAUUCCGGUAACUCAUUAAACCUAACAUUUAUGGAAACUUCCGUCAAGAUCGGAUGUACGGUGUAGUAGACAAUUUUUGAGGGGGGGGGCUUAAGCUGAAUAUGUCAUUGAAUAAUCAUGUUUAACAUACCAAAAAUUGUGAUUUAGACUGCAGUAACGUGUGAUUUAGUGAAACGAACAAUGAACCAAGAAACUUUAUUCAACACCAUCGAAAAUGCAGAGUACUUCAUACUAGAAAGAUAAUACUCAAAAAACGUUUUUCAAUCUACAAUAUGCAGGUGUUCGCGUUUCCAAUGGGGAAUUGUUUAAAAAAGCCGGAAAGAUUUGUUUAGCAAUAUUAAAGAAAUCAAGAGCUUUUUGUAGUCGAAUUGAAACGUUCAAUCUAUGUUAUUCUGAGUAAUAUUUUCAUGUAAACAAGCAAAUAUUUCAAUAUUUAUUGACAAAUAUCGUUAUUGAUAUGUCAGAGCAAUGUACAAAAAUGCAUAUAGUGAUAUGAACACCUAAACAUCUAGAUGCUGCAUUAUACACGAUAAUAUCAACAGUAGAUGAUCAGAGUAUUAUCAAUCUCAUCGGAAUAGUGUUUUCGUUACCAUUUCUUUUGGUUCUCUGUUCUCAUUUCGCUCGAUUACUGUAACCUAUGAUUGAAUUUAAAAAAUGAUUUGUAAAACACGCAGUUACAAAUUACUUAUAAGGAAAAUGGAAAAAAUAUGAGGUUAAGUUGCUUUUAACGAGAUAAUUGCCAGAUGCAAUUUAUCGUCUAACGAUCAUAGUUUUUAGUACCUCUGAGCACAGCUUAAUUAUGUGAAGAAACAAAAGAUUUCUGAGAUGCUAAGGAGACUUUCAACGUGCUGAGACAUAGUGGUGCCGGUGCUCAUCCGAAAUGCUACUACUAAUAGAUACGUGGCUAUCACUGUAAAGAACAUAUUCUUCAAAUCUGUAGAGAACUCGAACAAUUAAGGCACGUGAGUUCUUCAUUUAUCCCAUAUAAUAUAUAGAAUUAGUCAUGAGUUCUUUCACUUUCCAGGAAAUUUGUAUAAGCUUCAUGAAAAAAUCAAAGAACUCAAUGUAAGUUUUUUUAAAAUAUGCCACUAUUGAAAAUAAUCACUCUUUUUCCUUAUUAUACGUUAUCAGCAGUUAGACAAAUUGCUUCGAAAACAAAUAAAGGGAUGGACACAAUAGAGGACCCGGGUCUUAUAUCGCGUCCUAGCGCUCAUAACUUUGAAGGGGCCCCUUCAAAGUUAUGAGCUGAUAUCCGUAUUUUAUGUUUUUGACAUAACGUAUCCAACAGUUUAAAAACCGUUGUUGGAAGUCUUGGAGUUUUUUAUCUUCGACAGGAACAAUCAUCCAUCAAGUGCAAAAUUGACUCUACCGGCACAAAACUUUAUUAUCGAAUAUAAUCGAAAGACGCGAUCAUGAUACAUAAUUAGUCGCUCCGUUAAAACAUCUUACAAAGGACACCGCCGGAUAAGUAGCGAUAUCUGCCACCCUACGUUUUCAUAUUCUGAAGACAUGGUCAGAUAGAACUCACUCUGGCGAACAUGAAUAUGAUGUCAGAAACGUUCAGAACCACUUA